Molecule: messenger RNA, 3353 nt
Organism: Phacochoerus africanus (Common warthog)
Lineage: Eukaryota; Metazoa; Chordata; Mammalia; Artiodactyla; Suidae
Gene: FAM186B
Product: family with sequence similarity 186 member B
Exons: 8
Coding region: 293-3157 (954 amino acids)
Source: RefSeq, a predicted model, not a curated record
CGAACCUGUGCCACAGUAGUAACCAGAGCCAUGGCAGUGACAAUGCUGGAUCCUUAACCUGCUGUGUCACCAGGGAACUCCAGAGAUUCAUUCUUCCCAUCAGCCUGAUGAUGUCACUGGAGAAAAGAAGAUCAGUUGGAACCUGCUGUCUGGCAGUUACAGGAAGCUGUGCCUGGGAAGAGGGUACUCAGGAGCUGGCCUGAGUCCUUAGCCCUCAAGCAGCCGACAUCGUGUGUCCAGGCCUGUGUACCAGAGACACAGGACAUCUUUGUGACUGGCAGAGUGAUCCAAAAUGGAGAAAGAUAAACCCCCACAGUUGGUGACCCCUGCGUCAGUGAAAGCCAUCAUCUCAAGGAUUGAGGCUGCUCAGCUAACUCGGGCUCAAGAGGACAUUUCUUCCCAGCUCUCAGACAUCUUGGACAAUGUCAACUGUGUCAUCAACCACUUCCAGGAAGAAUUAGGAUAUGAUUUCCAAAAAAAGGCAAAAUCUCACCAAACAGAGCCAAAGGGCAGGAACAGAUUGAUCUUGCUGGAGAAAAUUACCUCCUUCUCCAAAGAUGCUGAGACUAAAGAGAAGCACUUGUAUGAAAUUCUCCGCUGGCUGGGUGACUGGGGUGACAGUCUGACCUAUGAGAUCAAGAACAGGAAGAGCGAGGAGGAAGAGGAAGCCCUAGAUGAAUGGAUCGAAGUGAUGGAGAAAGUGUUACCUCUCUCUCUUAUCGCCACCAAAGGAGGCAUCGAGUCUCUCAUUUCCCUUUGCUCCACUCUCAUUGAAGGGCAGAAGAAGGGGUCACAAAUGUCCAAACGCACCUUCUGGCAGGGCUGGCAGGCGCAAAGCCCACAAAAAGCCAAAUCCUGCCCUCAGCCACUGAGCCCCGAGCAGAUGCUCCAGGACAGGCACACUACCUGCACAAAGGUCUCCGAGGUAAAGUCCAUGCUGCAGGAACUCCUGGACUCCACCAUGUUCAACGAGGGGGAGGUCAGGGCCAUCAGGUACAUGUCAGCUGUGAUAGAAAAUCUCAGCAAGGCCUUGAUGCUGCAGCACAAGGAAAACAGGAGCCUGGAGACCAAGUACAGGUACCUGAAAAUAGAGAUGACCAAGGAACUCAGCAGCCAGAGGCUCUUCUUCCAGAAGUCCCUCCAAGUCCUUGAGAGUAAGAGAGAUGCCCUGCUAAAGCAGGUAGAAAUUCUAGGGGGAAGGUACCAUGACCUUCUCCUGAUAAAGCAUGCCUUAGACUUCCAGCUGAAGAAGGCUCAGUCGGCUAGAGGUGAAGCAGCAGACUCCGGCAAGAUCUUGGCAGACUCCCUGGUCCCCGCUAAAAGAGAGACCCCCUCAAAGAAAGAAACAGUCCCGGAGGAAACUCAGCAGAAACCCAAGAAGGAGGAGCAGUUUUCACUGCUCUCCCCAAGUCCCACGGCCACGGCCUGGGGCAGUGGUGCCAGCCCUUCAACAGAUCGGCCACUUUCCACCAUGACUGUACAUUCCAGGGUCGCAGAUGUGUACAGCAGCAAGAACACCGAAAGUCUUCAGCCUGGGUUGCUGUCCUCCACGGAAUGCAAGUCUCCUAAGAAAUGGGAAAGACCAGCGGCAGAAAGCCCCGGCCACAAUGUCAAAGACCAGAAGGACUUCUUCCAGGAAGCGGCCCCGGAGAAGGAAGGACUCCAAAUUCAACCCCAUUUCCAGAAGCAGCUGUCCCCGGAGAGCGCUAGGAAGAUGGCCUCAGAGGGCAUGGCUGAGCACUGGGAAGAGGAACUCAGCUGGGAGCGGCGGAAGCAGCAGUGGCUGAAGGAGGAGGAGAUGUGGCUGCAGCGGCAGGAGAGGUGGACCCUGCUGGAGCAGGAGCACCAGGCGAAGCUGCGGCAGUGGGAGGUGGAGGAGAUGGCAAGGCAGCAGCAGCGACUGGACCAGGAGCGGGGGCGCCUGUGGAAGGAGCUGGAGCGGCCCGAGGAGGAUGCGGAGAAGAGGAGCUUCAUGCCCACCCGUCGAUGGAGGGACUCGGAGGAGGCAUCCUUGGCACCUCCCCCAAGCCGGGCCCAGUCUGCUCCCCAAGGCAGGAGGCCACACUUGCCCAGGUCUGCUAAGACCCAGCAGCCCCUCCCCGGAACCCAGAGGACCAUGAGUUCAGCCAAGUUCACCCAGAAACCACGGGCCUGCCAGGUUCCCCUGAAGCCCAAGAAAUCAGCCUCCUUUCCUGUCACGGUAACCUCCCGCCAAAAGGCGACCCGGCCCCCUUGGCCUGUGUCACCAGCAGCUCUGAAGGGGAAGGUAUACCACUUGGGCAUGGAGGCCCAGAGGCAGAAUCUGCAGCUCCUGACCGAGGAGGGUCCACUGGGGCUGCCCUCCGACCUGCGCAGCAAGGCGCUGGAGCUCACCACCACCACCAUGGAGCUGAACGCGCUCAGGCUCUGGUGCCUGUGCCAUAAGUAUGUCCUCCACAGACGUUUCCAGAGCCUCCGACAAGCCGUGAUCAACCAUCUCCAAGACACGCAAGAAACCGAGGCUGCCUACGAGGCCCAGAACCUCUACCUCUUUCUAGAAAACAUUGACCACCUGCAGAACGUGCAGCUGCAGGCCUGGACAAACAAGCAGAAGGACCUGGAGGAGAAGCGCCAGGAGUGCCUGAGCAGCAUGGUGACCACGUUCCCCAAGCUCCAGCUUGAGUGGAGCAUUAACCUGCACACCCCUGUGGUCACCUCUGCAAGGUCAAAGAAAAGCAAGCCUCCACAGUCCUUGCUCCGGCACAUGCGCUCCAGCAGCUCCUCCUGCAAGCCCUGGGAGCUCUUUACAACAAAGCACCUUCAAUGUGUGCCCCUGCACAUGGCCCGCCAACAGGAUAACCAGACGGAGGCCAUCUGGAAAACCGAUGUGGCCUCGUCCAGUCACCCAGUAGAAAGGAAGACCCCCACCCACCUGUCCUGGGACCAGCUGGGGGGCUACCCAGAUACUCCCCGGCUGUUGGCAUUGGACGUGCACUCCUCCUACCGCAAAAGCUUGAUGUCCCUCAAGGCCCGGGCCCCAGUCACUCAAAGAAAGGAAUGCCCGCAACCCCCAGAGGAGUCAGCUGAGCUUGUUCCUAAAAAGUCAAACAAAUCCUUCCCUGGAGCCCUGAGAAGCCAGAAGGCUCCAGGCAGUCCCAGUCCUGACCCCACGCCUUAGCCAGUGAUUCUCAGACUUCAGGGUGGCUAAAAAAUCACAUGGGAACUUGUUCCAAAUACAGGUUCCCAGCUGGUGUUUUUAAACAAACACUCUGGGCAUUGCUAAGUAGUCCUGGAACCUUGAGAAACCCUACUCUCUUCCUUGAGUCCCCAAACUGUACAUUUUUAAUAAAGUAGAGAUGUGUUUGUUUUUAAAA